This is a messenger RNA of Bactrocera oleae (olive fruit fly), 1964 nucleotides long. RefSeq names its product alcohol dehydrogenase class-3 Fdh (gene Fdh). The record is from RefSeq and is a predicted model, not a curated record. Gene Ontology annotation, molecular function: S-(hydroxymethyl)glutathione dehydrogenase [NAD(P)+] activity; zinc ion binding. NCBI's taxonomy places the organism in Eukaryota, Metazoa, Arthropoda, Insecta, Diptera, Tephritidae. Gene Ontology annotation, cellular component: cytosol. Gene Ontology annotation, biological process: formaldehyde catabolic process.
GUUCUGAUCAGAUCACUAUAGCAUGUAGCUGCCAUCAAAAUCAAGUUCUUGUAUAGAUACUUUUUUGUUGUUUUUGUAUAUUUGUAUUUUUUAAAACUUUAUUCAAACAUACAUCCGUCCAAUUUUUGUAAUUUCAUACCAGAACUUGCUUCACGCCGCUUUUGCGCUAUUUCUGAAUAUAUUGGUUAAUAUUACCCCAUCCAAUUAAACCCAUCAGUGAUAGAACUGUUGAAUACUCUAACGUUUAAAAGGUCAGUGAUACCACUGGAACUAAUGUAUGUACAUAUAUAUGUAGAGCCCCAAAAUUUUUCCCUUCACCUAUUUAAAAUAAUUUCAAGAGUAACUGGUAAUGAGGUCCUAAUUAAGAGCGCCUUAAUAUAAACAAAUAUACUAAAUAAAUUAUUUAAUCUGAAGAAAAUCAUAAACACUACCAAUUAUCUCAAACGAUAGUCUCAGGAGAGCAGCUCCAUGAACACACAUCGUAAUGUAUAAUAUAUGAAUGUAUAAGUAUGUACACAUACGGUAAUCAGCUCAUAUACAUGUGUAUAAAUAUAUACUUAUAUCCGAAUGAAAAGUUCGUGCUUCUACUUUGAACCGGUCGCCGAUUGUGGUCAUGUAUUUGUUCUGUACAGUCGCAUUUUUCGCCGCAUAGCUAACUACUGUUCAUUCACGACCAUCACUUCAUUUUACGUUUUCACUUGAAAAGGGCUCGCCGUAAUUAAUUUCUAAAUAGCUGUAAUCGUGAAAUCAUCUAAUAUACCUCUCUACUGAAAUAUGUCAGCGACUGAAGGCAGAGUUAUCACUUGCAAAGCUGCUAUUGCUUGGGAAGCUAAAAAACCGCUUGUCAUUGAAGAUGUGGAGGUAGCGCCACCCAAAUCGCAUGAAGUGCGAAUUAAGAUCAUUGCUUCCGGAGUAUGUCACACCGACGCGUACACUUUAGGUGGAUUUGACCCAGAGGGAGUGUUUCCGGUUAUACUCGGGCAUGAGGGUGCUGGCAUUGUAGAGAGCGUUGGUGAAGGAGUUACUGCAUUCAAGGCGGGCGAUCAUGUUAUUCCGCUUUACAUUCCACAGUGUAAUGAAUGUAAGUUCUGUCAAAGCAACAAAACAAAUCUCUGCCAGAAGAUACGUAUUACACAAGGACAAGGCUUGUUACCAGACGGAACAUCGCGUUUCACAUGUAAGGGAAUGAAGGUAUUUCACUUCAUGGGCACCUCAACGUUCUCACAAUACACAGUGGUCGCAGAUAUUUCGCUUUGCAAGGUGGACAAAGAGGCACCACUUGAUAAGAUUGGACUUCUGGGUUGCGGUAUUCCUACAGGCUAUGGUGCAGCUAUUAACACUGCCAAAGUGGAACCAGGUAGCAUUUGUGGAAUAUGGGGUCUAGGCGCUGUUGGGCUAGCAACUGCUAUGGGAUGCCGAAAAGCUGGUGCUUCUAAAAUUUAUGGCAUCGAUAUUAACCCCGAUAAAUUCGAAAUUGCCAAAAGAUUCGGUGUAACGGACUUUAUCAAUCCCAAAGAUGUGGCCGAUAAAGGACCAAUACAAAAUUAUAUAAUAGACCUUUUGGAUGGUGGUUUUGAUUACACUUUUGAAUGCAUUGGAAACGUAAACACCAUGCGUGCUGCAUUGGAGGCGACUCACAAAGGAUGGGGUACAUCUGUUAUUAUUGGCGUUGCAGCUGCUGGUCAAGAAAUCAGUACGCGUCCAUUUCAAUUGGUUGUUGGUCGGACAUGGAAGGGUACAGCUUUUGGCGGUUGGAAAAGUGUUUCAGAUGUGCCAAAAUUAGUACAGGAAUAUUUGAGUAAAGAACUGUUGGUCGAUGAAUUUAUCACGCACACUAUGAACUUGGAAGCCAUCAACGAAGCGUUUGAUUUGAUGCAUGCCGGAAAAAGCAUCCGCGCAAUUGUAAAAUUGUAGAAACAUUAAUGGAAAAUUUUUAAUAAAGCAGAAAUAACUAUAUUAUUUUA